AUGGAGCCAGGGGUUAAAGAAAUUAGAAUUCAUGCUCAAAUGUCAUGUGAAGGAUGCUCAAACUCAAUCACAAGGAUUCUUAAUAAAGUGGAAGGGGUUAGAAGUGUACAAUGCUCAGUGCCGAACCAGACUGUUGUUGUAGUAGCUGACCAAGCUGUGCAACCUAAUUUGCUGAUAGAAAAGCUCUCAACUUGGGCAAGUGCAUCAGGAAAGCAAAUCAGCUUGAUAGCUUAG
This is a messenger RNA of Blepharisma stoltei, 234 nucleotides long. The record is from the annotation of a GenBank genome assembly. Lineage: Eukaryota; Ciliophora; Heterotrichea; Heterotrichida; Blepharismidae.